UUAAGUGCUCUGCGCAGCUCGCGAGGCACUCUCGGUUUAUAGCAACGGGAAAAGCCAUCACCUCAUUGAACGAACGGCACGGCAGUCGGAGGGACUUUGUCGCCUUUGACAGGAGGAUGGCGGUGAAUGUCCACUCAACCUCAAUGACCAUAGAGAACCUGAGUCGCCAUGACAUGUUGGCGUGGGUCAACGACUCUUUACAACUCACCUACACCAAGAUUGAGCAACUCGGUUCAGGUGCAGCAUACUGUCAGUUCAUGGACAUGCUGUUUCCAGGGUGCAUUUUGUUGAAAAAAGUCAAAUUCAAUGCCAAACUGGAACACGAAUACAUCCACAAUUUCAAGGUCUUACAGGCUUCAUUCAAAAGGAUGUCUGUAGAUAAGAUUAUUCCCGUCGAGAGACUCGUCAAAGGCAAGUUCCAGGACAACUUUGAGUUCCUUCAGUGGUUUAAGAAGUUUUUUGAUGCCAACUAUGAUGGAAAAGAAUACGACCCUCUACUGUUACGGCAGGGCCUGGAGGGAACACCGCCGCCCAAUUCAGGUGACCCCAUUGUCCACAAACCUAAAAGACCUGCUCACUCAGGUCCCAUAAGAACAUCUCCCACAGCACCCAAGAGUGUCGCCACCCAGCAGAGGCAGAUUAAUGCACCAGCACCCCGCAGAAACCUUGCCAUGACCCGUAAUGGAGGAGACUCAGAGCUCAUGGAGCUGAACCAGCAGCUGCUUGAUAUGAAGCUGACUUUGGACGGACUAGAGAAAGAGAGGGACUUUUACUUUGGCAAACUGAGAGACAUUGAACUGAUCUGCCAGGACGGAGAUAAUGAAAGUAACCCAGUCCUCAACAAAAUCAUAGACAUACUGUAUGCUACAGAGGAGGGGUUUGCACCACCAGAGGAUGAGGAUGUUGAUGAAGGGGCACGAGCAGACCAGGAGGAGUUCUGAGCUCUCCUUCUGUAUCCCCGCUAAUCAAUUUAACCUUCAUCAUAACCACAGAAAAUAUUCCCCUGUCAUUUUACUUUAAUUUUUACAAGGUUCUCCUUACUCCUCCCAUCUUGUUUGUGGCUGUUCAUUAUCACAUCUUGUUUUUUUUUUUUUUUUUUUUUUUAAAACAGUCUAGCCUACAAAGCAACAAUGUUUGGACCUGUUGGUUUACUCUGCUAAACCAGAGGUGCCACCUACUGGGUGUGAUUGCCCACUAGAUUGUCAUGCAUUAAGGGCCAUACCUUCCCGUUCAUGUGUGAGUUUUUUUUUUUUUUUCUAUGCGCCUGGCUUGGGCACCUUUUACCUACAACGAUUCGCCGGUAAUGACUUCUGACACCCACCGUGCGUAACAGGUGAAUGUAUGCACAACCGCCCAUGAGGCGUGAGUCACGUGACUCAUUGAAGUCUGAAGCUCGCUGUAAUUAAUGGAGCGUGGUAUUUUUCCUGAGACGUGAAUGCCAUAGAAAUCUAUUUGGAAUAUAUGUCACACAAUUAACUUCCGUAACAGAUACCGAAGUUAAUCAUCACCAGUGUACUGUGCGCACCGCUCGACUAACAUGCUAUACCUAAAAAAAUGUACAGUGUAUUCUGUAUGAAAUAAAUACAGUACAAGUAAUUUAAUCAGAAUACUCUGCUUAUGACUGAACGCAUGUUUGGAGGUCCAUCAUAGGAAAGUGGGUGAGCCAGCCAUUGUUUAUCAGCAGUGCCCUGCAAUCAUCUUGCACCACAGACCGGGGGCUAGUCAUUUAAACAGAUUUCAUGACCCACAGAGCAAUUAUUCAAAAUCAAUGAUUCAAAAUCUAACUCACCAUCACACCAUUACGAUGACUACUGUUGUUGUGAGCGGCACUUUCUCAGAUAAACUCCAAGCCGCAGCAUGUUUGAAGUUGAAAAGCUCGCAGGUGAAAGAGUGCUUUGCUGCCGAUAUUUAUCGCCUGUUAAUAUAUAAUAUGAUAUGUCGAUGUCCGGCCAUCAGCGUAAUGUGGGAGGGACACGUUACGACUGUUGGGCAGUCGGUGAGUGUAGUUGAGCGUAUAUGGGCCUGGUGUGUCCCGCACCGUCAGCACGAGCUCUGUUGCUGGGCUGUCAACAGUUAACUGGAUCAAAACUUUCAAUAUGGUUUCACGGUCAUGGGGCGCUAGACUUAAAACAGUCUCUUGAGUGUGGAAGAGAAAAAGUCUCAAGUCUGCGGGAGAAUUCACACCGCCAGAUUUGACAGCGCCCACAUUUCAGGGUUACGCCACCCAGACUGCGUAGCUGAUGUGAGGAUGACAUAUUUGAGUUGAGAAUGCACGCAGCUACAAAAAAGUGUGGUUGUGCGCCUUUUCUGACUCACGGAUACACGAUAAUAUGGCCCUAAGAGCAUUGAGAUUAAUUACAUCAUUGACAGCCUGGAACCAACAGUGCAUGUAGUGUAUGAAGAUGCAUGCGGCUUUCUCUCACCGUGCACUUUGAUUGGGGACGAUAUGCUAAAACACUCAUUAGAAAUUGCUGCAGAUAUUAUGUGGAAUCUAAUUUUUUCCAUACAUUACCCAUGUUGUAGGAUCUUCUGCGUUGGUUUGGUGGUGUAGGUAAGAUUAGAAGUGAUGCAAAUGAAUAUAUUUUGCAUAGUGAAUCUAGCCUGCAGACAUAUCAGAGACUUGCUCACACGCACAUGGAUAAAAAAGUCAUUUGAACUUAAAGAAUGCCUUUAUCGGUCAAAAUAACCCCAAACAGCGUAUUGUUGAGGAAGCAUAUAUUUAUAAUUUUAUUUAUUCUUUUUUUUUUUUUUUUUAAAUCAGCUUGAUCACAAAAAAGGUGGUUUGGGAUUGAAGGUCUUGCGCUAAAUGUAGCAAAAGAACCCCACACGUGAUCAAAUCGCCAACAAGCAGUGAUUGGCUGCAGCCAGAAAGGAAGAUGCAAUUUUAUAUUUUGUAGCUUUUUUUUAAUAUAUAUAUAUCUACAUUGAAUUGCUAAAAAAAAAAGGCCAACUCAGAGUUGUCAUUGUGAAGUGUAUUUAAUAGAAAAAUGUCAGGUUUGAAUUUUAUUAAUGGAGACAAGUCAAAGACACUACUAAAUUAGUAAUGGUUGACUAUUGAUUUUAUGCUCAACAUUGUAGCUGCUAUCUGUUAUGUUGCUGUAUUUAAUUGAUUUUUCAUAUACUACUUAGCACUAAAAUGCCACAGUGUGGUAUGUUGUCACUUGAAGCCUGGCUGAGUGGUCAAAAUUAGUUGGACCUUUUUUGAGAAAACUUAAUAACAGCACAUGUUGCUCAGUUUGUCUCCAAGCUAUUGUGAUGAACAUCUGGACUUACUGUUGGAAUGAAAUAAAGCUCUGAGGUUCAGGAAAAUCAAACCAUUGUCA
Phycodurus eques (leafy seadragon) is the source of this 3323-nucleotide messenger RNA. Its product is annotated as microtubule-associated protein RP/EB family member 3-like. The transcript is spliced from 8 exons. Gene Ontology annotation, biological process: spindle assembly; regulation of microtubule polymerization or depolymerization; protein localization to microtubule plus-end. Gene Ontology annotation, cellular component: microtubule plus-end; cytoplasmic microtubule; spindle midzone. The record is from RefSeq and is a predicted model, not a curated record. Gene Ontology annotation, molecular function: microtubule plus-end binding. Bases 117 to 941 code for a protein of 274 amino acids. Lineage: Eukaryota; Metazoa; Chordata; Actinopteri; Syngnathiformes; Syngnathidae.